AUGAAUUCAUUUUCUUCAACAAGUACAAACAGGAAUAAAGUUUUAGAAUUUGCAACAAGCCGAUCGCCAUCUAAUGAUAAAUUAACAUUAAUAUUAUUAGAAAUUAAUGUCAAUAUGAAUUAUUUAACUAAACCAUAUGCUGAUAUAAGAUAUAUUAGUACUUUACCUGUAGAAGAAAUUCUUUUUCCACUAGGUUCGGUCUUUCAUAUUAAUAAUGCAUCUUACGAUGUUAAAAUGAAUAUUUAG
Messenger RNA from Rotaria sp. Silwood2, 246 nucleotides. The record is from the annotation of a GenBank genome assembly. NCBI's taxonomy places the organism in Eukaryota, Metazoa, Rotifera, Eurotatoria, Philodinida, Philodinidae.